Micropterus salmoides (largemouth bass) is the source of this 3807-nucleotide messenger RNA. RefSeq names its product deleted in malignant brain tumors 1 protein-like. Bases 1 to 3807 code for a protein of 1268 amino acids. The record is from RefSeq and is a predicted model, not a curated record. Gene Ontology annotation, cellular component: membrane. The transcript has 11 exons. Lineage: Eukaryota; Metazoa; Chordata; Actinopteri; Centrarchiformes; Centrarchidae.
AUGUUAACUGGCAAGGCUGGUAUCGCCUGUUACUGUGGCAAACCAGUGCUCAUAUUCCAGAGAGGUGUAUACCUGAAAACAGAGGUGAACACAUCAGCAGUUUCACCAACCACACCGACUCCAAGACCUCAGAACACCACCACUGCUCAGGUGAUAGCUAACACCACAACACCCGCAGACAACAGCACAGGAGUUGAGGGGCAGGUCCGCCUGGCCGAUGGAGGAAACAGCUCCUGUUCCGGUAGAGUGGAGAUCUUCCUCCGAGGACAGUGGGGGACGGUGUGUGACGAUGACUGGGGCCUGGUUGAUGCUCAGGUGGUGUGCAGACAGCUGGGCUGCGGCAGGGCCGUGUCAGCACCACAAGGUGCACGUUUUGGACAGGGCAGAGGGCCCAUCUGGCUGGAUGAUGUCACGUGCACAGGCAGCGAAUCAAAGCUCACCCAGUGCAGGCACCGUGGGUUUGGAUCUCACAAUUGCGGUCACCAUGAGGAUGCUGGUGUCGUGUGUGAAGUUCAACCAGGAUCCAACAGCACAGUUUCUCCAACCACACCGACUCCAAGACCUCAGAACACCACCACUGCUCAGGUGAUAGCUAACACCACAACACCCGCAGACAACAGCACAGGAGUUGAGGGGCAGGUCCGCCUGGCCGAUGGAGGAAACAGCUCCUGCUCCGGUAGAGUGGAGAUCUUCCUCCGAGGACAGUGGGGGACGGUGUGUGACGAUGACUGGGGCCUGGUUGAUGCUCAGGUGGUGUGCAGACAGCUGGGCUGCGGCAGGGCCGUGUCAGCACCACAAGGUGCACGUUUUGGACAGGGCAGAGGGCCCAUCUGGCUGGAUGAUGUCACGUGCACAGGCAGCGAAUCAAAGCUCACCCAGUGCAGGCACCGUGGGUUUGGAUCUCACAAUUGCGGUCACCAUGAGGAUGCUGGUGUCGUGUGUGAAGUUCAACCAGGAUCCAACAGCACAGUUUCACCAACCACACCGACUCCAAGACCUCAGAACACCACCACUGCUCAGGUGAUAGCUAACACCACAACACCCGCAGACAACAGCACAGGAGUUGAGGGGCAGGUCCGCCUGGCCGAUGGAGGAAACAGCUCCUGCUCCGGUAGAGUGGAGAUCUUCCUCCGAGGACAGUGGGGGACGGUGUGUGACGAUGACUGGGGCCUGGUUGAUGCUCAGGUGGUGUGCAGACAGCUGGGCUGCGGCAGGGCCGUGUCAGCACCACAAGGUGCACGUUUUGGACAGGGCAGAGGGCCCAUCUGGCUGGAUGAUGUCACGUGCACAGGCAGCGAAUCAAAGCUCACCCAGUGCAGGCACCGUGGGUUUGGAUCUCACAAUUGCGGUCACCAUGAGGAUGCUGGUGUCGUGUGUGAAGUUCAACCAGGAUCCAACAGCACAGUUUCACCAACCACACCGACUCCAAGACCUCAGAACACCACCACUGCUCAGGUGAUAGCUAACACCACAACACCCGCAGACAACAGCACAGGAGUUGAGGGGCAGGUCCGCCUGGCCGAUGGAGGAAACAGCUCCUGCUCCGGUAGAGUGGAGAUCUUCCUCCGAGGACAGUGGGGGACGGUGUGUGACGAUGACUGGGGCCUGGUUGAUGCUCAGGUGGUGUGCAGACAGCUGGGCUGCGGCAGGGCCGUGUCAGCACCACAAGGUGCACGUUUUGGACAGGGCAGAGGGCCCAUCUGGCUGGAUGAUGUCACGUGCACAGGCAGCGAAUCAAAGCUCACCCAGUGCAGGCACCGUGGGUUUGGAUCUCACAAUUGCGGUCACCAUGAGGAUGCUGGUGUCGUGUGUGAAGUUCAACCAGGAUCCAACAGCACAGUUUCACCAACCACACCGACUCCAAGACCUCAGAACACCACCACUGCUCAGGUGAUAGCUAACACCACAACACCCGCAGACAACAGCACAGGAGUUGAGGGGCAGGUCCGCCUGGCCGAUGGAGGAAACAGCUCCUGCUCCGGUAGAGUGGAGAUCUUCCUCCGAGGACAGUGGGGGACGGUGUGUGACGAUGACUGGGGCCUGGUUGAUGCUCAGGUGGUGUGCAGACAGCUGGGCUGCGGCAGGGCCGUGUCAGCACCACAAGGUGCACGUUUUGGACAGGGCAGAGGGCCCAUCUGGCUGGAUGAUGUCACGUGCACAGGCAGCGAAUCAAAGCUCACCCAGUGCAGGCACCGUGGGUUUGGAUCUCACAAUUGCGGUCACCAUGAGGAUGCUGGUGUCGUGUGUGAAGUUCAACCAGGAUCCAACAGCACAGUUUCACCAACCACACCGACUCCAAGACCUCAGAACACCACCACUGCUCAGGUGAUAGCUAACACCACAACACCCGCAGACAACAGCACAGGAGUUGAGGGGCAGGUCCGCCUGGCCGAUGGAGGAAACAGCUCCUGCUCCGGUAGAGUGGAGAUCUUCCUCCGAGGACAGUGGGGGACGGUGUGUGACGAUGACUGGGGCCUGGUUGAUGCUCAGGUGGUGUGCAGACAGCUGGGCUGCGGCAGGGCCGUGUCAGCACCACAAGGUGCACGUUUUGGACAGGGCAGAGGGCCCAUCUGGCUGGAUGAUGUCACGUGCACAGGCAGCGAAUCAAAGCUCACCCAGUGCAGGCACCGUGGGUUUGGAUCUCACAAUUGCGGUCACCAUGAGGAUGCUGGUGUCGUGUGUGAAGUUCAACCAGGAUCCAACAGCACAGUUUCACCAACCACACCGACUCCAAGACCUCAGAACACCACCACUGCUCAGGUGAUAGCUAACACCACAACACCCGCAGACAACAGCACAGGAGUUGAGGGGCAGGUCCGCCUGGCCGAUGGAGGAAACAGCUCCUGCUCCGGUAGAGUGGAGAUCUUCCUCCGAGGACAGUGGGGGACGGUGUGUGACGAUGACUGGGGCCUGGUUGAUGCUCAGGUGGUGUGCAGACAGCUGGGCUGCGGCAGGGCCGUGUCAGCACCACAAGGUGCACGUUUUGGACAGGGCAGAGGGCCCAUCUGGCUGGAUGAUGUCACGUGCACAGGCAGCGAAUCAAAGCUCACCCAGUGCAGGCACCGUGGGUUUGGAUCUCACAAUUGCGGUCACCAUGAGGAUGCUGGUGUCGUGUGUGAAGUUCAACCAGGAUCCAACAGCACAGUUUCACCAACCACACCGACUCCAAGACCUCAGAACACCACCACUGCUCAGGUGAUAGCUAACACCACAACACCCGCAGACAACAGCACAGGAGUUGAGGGGCAGGUCCGCCUGGCCGAUGGAGGAAACAGCUCCUGCUCCGGUAGAGUGGAGAUCUUCCUCCGAGGACAGUGGGGGACGGUGUGUGACGAUGACUGGGGCCUGGUUGAUGCUCAGGUGGUGUGCAGACAGCUGGGCUGCGGCAGGGCCGUGUCAGCACCACAAGGUGCACGUUUUGGACAGGGCAGAGGGCCCAUCUGGCUGGAUGAUGUCACGUGCACAGGCAGCGAAUCAAAGCUCACCCAGUGCAGGCACCGUGGGUUUGGAUCUCACAAUUGCGGUCACCAUGAGGAUGCUGGUGUCGUGUGUGAAGUUCAACCAGGAUCCAACAGCACAGUUUCACCAACCACACCGACUCCAAACCUCAGAACACCACCACUGCUCAGAGUGGAGAUCUUCCUCCGAGGACAGUGGGGGACGGUGUGUGACGAUGACUGGGGCCUGGUUGAUGCUCAGGUGGUGUGCAGACAGCUGGGCUGCGGCAGGGCCGUGUCAGCACCACAAGGUGCACGUUUUGGACAGGGCAGAGGGCCCAUCUGGCUGGAUGAUGUCACGUGGAAAUGA